This is a messenger RNA of Anoplophora glabripennis (Asian longhorned beetle), 948 nucleotides long. RefSeq lists its product as uncharacterized. The transcript has a single exon. Bases 1 to 948 code for a protein of 315 amino acids. The record is from RefSeq and is a predicted model, not a curated record. NCBI's taxonomy places the organism in Eukaryota, Metazoa, Arthropoda, Insecta, Coleoptera, Cerambycidae.
AUGCAUGUAGCACGUGCGCUUCUAGAUUCCAGUUCGCAAACUAGCUUCAUCACAGAAGAGUUGGCAAAUAAACUAAAAUUAAGUAAAAUCGAUUCAAAUUUGGCAGUAUCGGGUAUAAACAACUUAGUAUCACAAAUAAGGCAUAGAUGCAACGUGACAUUGUAUUCCAUAUGUAAUGACUUUAACGUUGAUAUUUAUUGUUACGUUAUAAAACAAAUCACAGGUAAACUACCAGAUAUGAGGAUAAAUAAAAUUGACAUGAGAAUUCCUGGUAACAUAAAGCUAGCUGAUCCAAAUUUCGAGAUACCUGAAAGGAUAGACAUUUUAAUAGGAGCAGACGUUUUCUGGAAACUUUUGUGCGUCGGUCAGAUAAAUCUAGGCCCGGAUAGUCCGAUAUUACAAAAAACGCGAUUCGGAUGGAUUAUAGCAGGUCCUAUCAAUAAUUUUACGCAAAAAACGGUUUGCAAUUUUUCUAAAAAUAUCGACGUUCAAGACGAUCUAUCCAAAUUCUGGGAAAUCGAAGAGAUAGAUUCAAGAAAACCUCAUUCAGUCGAAGAAGAACUUUGUGAAAUGCACUUUUCUAAAAAUUUUACGCGUGAUCAGGACGGGCGAUUCAUAGCCUCAAUACCGUUUAAAGAUAGUUUGCAAAAAUUAGGCGAGUCACGUAAUUUGGCAGUUAAAAGAUUUUAUCAAUUAGAAAAUAAAUUGCAAGCAGAUGAAACGUUGCGUAAGUUAUAUGUAGAUUUUCUCAGAGAAUAUGAAUCAUUAGGUCACAUGACCAAAUGCGAUGGUAAGCUUAACGACAACGUACAAUAUUACAUGUCACACCACGGCGUUCUUCGCGAAUCAAGACUCACAACAAAAUUGCGGGUGGUUUUUUAUGCCUCUGCGUGCACAACAUCCGGAUUGUCAUUGAACGACCUGCAAAUGACCGGCCCGGUUAUUUAA